AUGUCAUAUGGGAGUAGCGACUGGCAGGGUUGGGUUCUCAAUGAAGAGGAAGCUCUUCCUCUCCUCGAACACGCCUACAACCGGGGAAUAAACACCUGGGACACGGCCGACAUCUAUUCCCACGGCCGCUCGGAAGAAAUCAUCGGAAAGUUUCUCAAGCUGAAACAAAUACCUCGCGACCGAGUGGUGAUUAUGACCAAAUGCUAUUUCGGAGUGGAUGACCAGGGCGGCCAGCCACCUAAUCGAGCAACGGUCCACAAUGAUAAAGACUGGGUAAAUCGCGUCGGCCUCUCACGGAAACAUAUCUUCGAUGCGGUCGAAGCUAGCUGUCGACGCCUGGGGACCUACAUUGACGUGCUUCAAAUCCAUCGUCUGGAUCGCAAUACACCUCGGGUGGAGAUCAUGCGAGCUUUGAAUGAUGUCGUGAAUAGUGGCGCAGUGCGAUAUAUCGGUGCUAGCUCGAUGGCCGCCUGGGAAUUCCAAUCCCUACAGAACAUAUCCACACAAAACGGAUGGCACAAGUUCAUUUCCAUGCAAAACUUCCAUAAUCUGCUUGCUCGAGAGGAGGAGCGCGAAAUGAUCCCUUAUUGUCUGGACACUGGGGUUGGACUGAUUCCCUGGUCACCUCUCGCCCGUGGUGUGCUGGCAAGACCAUGGGGUGUCCGGUCGACGAUCCGCGAGAAUACCGAUCUGAGCCUGAAAAGUAUCAUCCGGGAUCGAGAGUCUGCUGUGGACGAGGCGAUUGUGAGACGCGUGGAGGAAGUGGCGAAAAAGAAGGGGGUUAGUAUGGCGCAGGUCGCUAUUGCUUGGUGUUUGAGCCAUCCCGGCGAGAAUCCUAUUCUUGGCUUGAAUAGUAAGGAGCGGAUUGAUGAGGCGGUCGAUGCCAUUGGAGUGGAGCUGACGGUGGAGGAGAUGGAAUACUUGGAGGAGUUAUAUGUGCCGAAAGGUAUUCAUCCGUCGGAGAGGUAG
Aspergillus ibericus CBS 121593 is the source of this 969-nucleotide messenger RNA. RefSeq names its product aldo/keto reductase. Bases 1 to 969 code for a protein of 322 amino acids. NCBI's taxonomy places the organism in Eukaryota, Fungi, Ascomycota, Eurotiomycetes, Eurotiales, Aspergillaceae. The transcript has 3 exons. The record is from RefSeq and is a predicted model, not a curated record.